Messenger RNA from Solanum pennellii, 375 nucleotides. RefSeq lists its product as uncharacterized. The transcript has 2 exons. Bases 1 to 375 code for a protein of 124 amino acids. The record is from RefSeq and is a predicted model, not a curated record. NCBI's taxonomy places the organism in Eukaryota, Viridiplantae, Streptophyta, Magnoliopsida, Solanales, Solanaceae.
AUGACUAGAAUUGACAUUGCAUAUGUAGUGCAAGUGCUAAGUCAAUUCAUGCACAGUCCCAAACAAUCUCACAUGAAUGCUGCCUUAAGAGUAGUGAAAUAUAUAAAAAAUGCUCCAGGUCUUCGUCUUCUAAUGCCCUCAGACAGCUCUGAAAAAUUUGUGGCAUAUUGUGAUUCUGACUGGGGUGGUUGCUUACAGACUAGAAGGUCAGUCACAGGAUAUUUAGUGAAGUUUGGCAAUGCUAUAGUGUCCUGGAAGUCAAAGAAACAAGAAACAGUAGCUAGAAGCUCUGCUGAAGCAGAGUUUAGAAGUAUGUCUUCUGUUGUGGCUGAACAAAGCUGCUAUUCAGAUCGCAGCAAAUCCCAUUUUUCAUGA